AUGAACUUCAGUAGCGAGGACUAUGCCUACUAUAUCCAGAUGUUUGAUGACAAGGAUUUCGUCCAACUUAUGGAGGUCGCCACAUUCAUGACUCUGUACAUACAGCCGCUUAUUUGUGGGUUUGGGUUUUUGGUAAACUUUUUAGCGACCUGUGUUUUCACCUCUAAAUACCUGCGUCUGAACUCCUCCAACUUUUACCUGGCCUCGCUGUCCGGGUCGUCGUGCGUUUACAUGCUGUCCGUACUCUUGGCCUGGCUGGAGGUGGUGCAGGUGCCCGUUAUUCACCGUGACGGCGUCUGUCAGACCGUCGUCUUUCUGACGUACGUCACCAGUUUUCUGACGGUGUGGUUGGUCACUGUGAUUACGUUUGAGCAUUACGUCAUUGUCCAUCACAUCACGGCCGUCAGGUUCGUCUGUCAGCGACGCAAGGCAAAGAUUCUUGUGUCGUGUCUCGUCGUUUUAUCUAUCGCUCUUUAUUCCAUGUCCUUGUGGUCAACAGGGGUUGAAAAUAAGUCGGGCUCGAGGUUCUGUACCCCAAGAUACGGACAGACGGCUAUCAUUUUGAACCACGUGCUAUUCUACAUUGACACGCUGGCCACGCUUCUGUUGCCCGGAAUUCUGACUCUUGCACUGAUCUGUGCUUGUGUAAGUCGACAAUUACUUUGGAGGAACAUAGCAGUGUCGUGUUUGAGACAUCACAGAAACGUCAGAAUAUCUCGGCGAGAGAGAUCCUUGCUGAGAAUAGCGCGGGCAUUGCUGCUGAUCAGUAUAUCCCACGUGAUGUUUAGCGGGCCGAGCUUUAUCUUUAGACUUCGAUAUCAGAUAUCUACCCUGAUAUCUGGCAAGGAUACGGCGGUGUUUAGUGAUAACUACAUUAACGCUAUACUACAAAUACUGUACUAUGUAUCCUUCACUGCAAAUUUCAUUAUUUACGUUGUGUUUUGUGCCAAUUUUCGCCUGGGACUCAAGAGCAUCUUUCACUUGCACUUCUUCAAAUGCAAUCAACACUAG
Magallana angulata is the source of this 1011-nucleotide messenger RNA. RefSeq names its product B1 bradykinin receptor-like. Gene Ontology annotation, molecular function: G protein-coupled receptor activity. The transcript has a single exon. NCBI's taxonomy places the organism in Eukaryota, Metazoa, Mollusca, Bivalvia, Ostreida, Ostreidae. Bases 1 to 1011 code for a protein of 336 amino acids. Gene Ontology annotation, cellular component: plasma membrane. The record is from RefSeq and is a predicted model, not a curated record. Gene Ontology annotation, biological process: G protein-coupled receptor signaling pathway.